Molecule: messenger RNA, 1056 nt
Organism: Somion occarium
Lineage: Eukaryota; Fungi; Basidiomycota; Agaricomycetes; Polyporales; Cerrenaceae
Source: the annotation of a GenBank genome assembly
GAAGUAGCGCCGGUAUGCAACUUGCACCUUAACGUUAACCUCUGCAUCAUUUCCAGCAAAGUUGAACGUUGUCUGCCAUACGUCCUUUUCAAAAAAAUUGGGAUAUCUAUGUCUCCAAGCAAACCAAUCCGUAAUAUCAAGGUACACGUCCCGAGGCAUAAUUCUCAGAGGCUAGGACCCGCAGGCACCGCUCGAGUGCAAGCCCUGGCGAAGCGGAAGCGUAUUCGGGUGGACGUCCGACAGACGGCCUAUGAGCCAUCAAAUAUCCUUGCACAAGCCAUUGAAAGCGCGUCGCAGUGGAACUCACUACUUAUGACCGCUCGAGCAGAGCGAGGGCCACAAUGGGAUGUGGGAACACAACAGUUCCUCGUCGACGAGAAUUCCGACCUGUUCUACGACCCUACACCUCUCCGUGAAUACCUGACUGAAGGCCGCGAUGAGUCCGAAGACAAUGAGCCCUCGAGCAGUACCAAACCACCCGUUCCUAGACCCGAUUUCUCCGCCCAUAGCAUUCCGGGGACUCCCCAAUUAAACCGACGCAAUCCAUCCAUGCCACCACCUGCACAACCUCAUAUGUCAUUCUCACCUCGACACACUGGCUUUCCGCCACAGAGUAUGCCCUUCCCGAAUAUGGGCGGACCGAUAUCACCGGGGCAGUUCUAUGGUAACCCUGGUGGUGAUCAUAGUAUGUCUUCACCUAUGCGAAUGGGUGGUAUGGGCAUGGCAAUGGACGGAAUGGGCGGAAUGGGUGGAAUGAGUAUGGGCUCUCCUAACGUUGGAAGACGGAUGUCGACUCGGGGAAUGAGUAUGGACGAUGGGUACGGCGGUAUGCAUUGAGUGGAAGUGAUGCAAGCUGCAAAGCGUCAGGUUAUUCUUUGUACCGCCACCGCCGAUGCAGAUGCAGUCAUGUUGUGAAAGAAUUAGGGUGCUAUAGAAGCUCUUUUUGCAUGCAGGGCAAUGGUCGCUUCCAUCCAACUAACUUAUUGGACUUCAUUCUUUUUUCGGAAUCAGGAUCUAUGUAUAACAUGUAUUCAAUAUGAUACACCGUAAAUCUAC